GGUGUGUUCCGGUUAGUGCAUAGGGUUAUGAAAAAGCCAUGACAAGUGUACUACUUCCGUCUUCUCCCCCCCAGCGGAUAUAGAGAAAUGACAGCGACUCUGCGCCCGUACCUCAACGCUGUGCGUGCCACGCUGCAGGCCGCCCUCUGUCUGGAGAACUUCUCCUCUCAGGUGGUGGAGCGCCACAACAAGCCAGAGGUGGAGGUCCGGAGCAGUAAAGAGUUGCUGCUGCAGCCAGUCAUCAUCAGUCGUAAUGACAAGGAGAAGGUUCUUAUCGAGGGCUCCAUCAACUCGGUCCGAGUCAGCAUCGCUGUCAAGCAGGCGGAUGAGAUUGAGAAGAUCCUUUGCCAUAAAUUCAUGCGCUUCAUGAUGAUGAGAGCUGAGAACUUCUUCAUCCUGAGGAGGAAACCGGUGGAGGGUUAUGACAUCAGUUUCCUCAUCACCAACUUCCACACGGAGCAGAUGUACAAGCACAAGCUGGUGGACUUCGUCAUCCACUUCAUGGAGGAGAUCGACAAGGAGAUCAGCGAGAUGAAGUUGUCUGUCAACGCCAGGGCCCGUAUCGUCGCAGAGGAGUUCCUAAAAAAUUUCUAAGAAAAUUCCCAAACAUUCCUUACGCUGAUCACGACCGUCAUCAUGGUUUCUGAGGGGUCCGCAUCACAGGACGGAGAGAGGGAGGGGCAAACAUUGUGACCAGUCAUUCGCAAUGGAAAAAAGUAAAGAUGCAUCAGACCAAUGGGGUGUUGCCCUACAUCAUUGAGGUAUCCCUGUGCUCAGAAAUAUUGAUGUUUGUACAUAAUUAAUAUUCACAGCCUCGUUUAAUUUCUGCCUUUUAGAACAAAGCAUUAAAUCAGGGUGGGUCCUUAAAAUAAAAUCCUAAUCAAUAUUAAUGAGCACAGGGAAAUGCAUGGAGAUUUCUGAUAAUUGAAAAACUUUUUUUUUUAUAUAUAUAUAUAUAAAUAUUAUAUUCACAAUGUUUUGCUAAGUUUUUGUUACGACACCUGUUUCUUGUCUUAAUACACACAGAGCAGACCCUAUCAUUGAUGGAAAUGAUUGUGAUAAGUGCUGGCAGUGAUUAAUAAAUCCCUUUAUUGUUUUUUUGCUGUGUUAUUUUACCAUAAUAGUGUAUUGCUUGGACCUGUUUAUCUUUAUGAUGAGAAAUUUGACAUUGCAUUCAUUAAUCAAACUAUUUACAUACUAUAGAAAUUUGGGUAAAUUUGUGGAUGAAAUGUCAGCUAGCUUGUUGGGACCUGUCAGAUGAAAUGUUUGUUUCUACGUAACAUGCCAUAGUAGAUAUAUUACAACUGUAUGAUGCAUGCGAAUGGCACCUUGUUAGCUACUACAUCAUGAAUACCAUAAAUAUCCUCAACUAUCUAGUCGGCUUUGGUUUGAAUUCAUAUCGUUAUUUUAUAUGGCUGUUGGUAGACCAUGGCAUUUGCAACGCCAGUAUAGGGUAACCCUGGGAAUCAAACCCACUAUGUAAAAUGUAUGCACGCUUAACUUUAAGUCAUUACUAGCAGUAAAUCAUUGGACAUUAAGGUAACACUAUUUGGAUAGUCAAUCUGUAGACGCUCUACAGAGUAACAUUUAACUAUCUAACCCUAGCUCUAGGGCUAGGUUUAGAAUUAUGGUUAAAGGUAACCUUGGCAAGCAGUUUCUUAUCAAAAGUUUUGAUAGUAUGACAGAUGGAAAAUCUGGACUAUACAAAUAAAGUGUGACUGAAAUUAAUAAUUAGGCUACCAACAUUCUCAACAACUGCGUGGCCAUGCACUCUCCAACUCAAUCAUCAAGUUUGCAGAUGAGAGAACAGUAGUGGGCUUGAUCACCAACAACGACGAGACAGCCUACAGGGAGGUGGUGACAGGAAAACCACCUCGCUCAACGUCAACAAAGAUGAUCGUGGACUUCAGGAAACUGCAGAGGGAGCACCCCCC
Salvelinus sp. IW2-2015 is the source of this 1934-nucleotide messenger RNA. It is a transcript of the gene arpc4, whose product is annotated as actin related protein 2/3 complex, subunit 4. Gene Ontology annotation, biological process: Arp2/3 complex-mediated actin nucleation; actin filament polymerization. The record is from RefSeq and is a predicted model, not a curated record. Lineage: Eukaryota; Metazoa; Chordata; Actinopteri; Salmoniformes; Salmonidae. Gene Ontology annotation, molecular function: actin filament binding. Gene Ontology annotation, cellular component: actin cytoskeleton; Arp2/3 protein complex.